This is a messenger RNA of Daktulosphaira vitifoliae (grape phylloxera), 1264 nucleotides long. Its product is annotated as transcriptional repressor scratch 2-like. The transcript is spliced from 5 exons. Gene Ontology annotation, molecular function: DNA-binding transcription factor activity, RNA polymerase II-specific; RNA polymerase II cis-regulatory region sequence-specific DNA binding. The record is from RefSeq and is a predicted model, not a curated record. Gene Ontology annotation, biological process: regulation of DNA-templated transcription. Lineage: Eukaryota; Metazoa; Arthropoda; Insecta; Hemiptera; Phylloxeridae. The coding region runs from base 376 to 960 and encodes 194 amino acids.
UUUAUUUUUAUAUCGCUGACCGGCCUGCCGGUGUGCGUGUAUCUACUGUACCUACACAUUGUGUUCUUUUGAGUGUAUAUAUACCCGAAGACGUUAGCUCGUUGUCGACACUCCAGUUGCAAUAUCCUGCAGUGUAUCUGCAGUAGAGCAGCCCUGCCAGUACGAGAAGGCCGACUCUUAUAAUAAUUUGUCCGUUUUCAAACUACUGCCACUGUACAAAUGUCCGAGAUGCAACAGCCGUUUGGAUAUUAGACAAGAUGAGCAGCACUGAAGGCGGUGAAAUGAUGACGGAAAUCUGCGGCAUUUUUCGUUUUUACAGCUUACAGUAACUGAAAUACCACUUUCUGAUGACUUCAGCGAUAAAAACAUCAAUCCAUGGGUGACGAACUUUAUAAUCUUACACAAUUAGCUGAAGUCAGUAUUGUGUAUUUCAAAAACCAUACUAAUUUAAUUAAAAAUGAAAAAUAUGAAGAAAAAAAUACUGAAAAUAUUCAAAUAAAAAAAAAUAAUAACAAAGAACGACAGUGUCCAGAUUGUGGGAAAUGUUACAGCACAUCCAGUAACUUAGCUAGACACCGACAAACUCACCGAUCGCUCGCUGAUACAAAGGCUCGACAUUGUCCACAUUGCAAUAAAGUUUAUGUAUCAAUACCAGCAUUUUCAAUGCACAUGAGAACCCAUAGUCAGUCUUGCAAAUGUCAUUACUGUGGUAAAUGUUUUUCCAGACCAUGGUUAUUACAAGGUCAUAUCCGAACUCACACUGGAGAAAAACCUUAUGAGUGUGAUAAAUGUUGUAAAGCAUUUGCUGAUAAAUCUAAUUUACGUGCUCAUUUGCAAACACAUUCUUCAGAAAAACCACAUAUUUGUCAAAAAUGUGGUAAAGCCUUUGCUCUCAAAUCAUAUUUGUACAAGCACGAAGAGUCAGCCUGUGGCAAAAUGACAUUAAAUAAUAAUGAUUAGAAUUACAAUAUUUUUAUGACAGAAAAUUUACUUAAAUAUUUGUUAUAUAUUACUUAUUUAUAGAACUAAAUACAUAGGAUAAGUUAUGUAUUUUUAAAUGUUAAGUUUGAAUUUUUUUAAACAACACUUUUUAAUUAACUGGCAUACGAGGUUCAUGAGAUUAUUAAUAUUUUUAUUUUUAUAUAGUUGUGAUUAUUUUAAUUUAAUCAUAAUAAAAAUUCAAUUAUAACUUAAAUAAAUUCUAUUAUUUUUAUCAAUGAAAAAAUAUGCAAAAACUAAGUUAUUAUUUAAAAUUUAGUUAUUA